Molecule: messenger RNA, 2194 nt
Organism: Puccinia graminis f. sp. tritici CRL 75-36-700-3
Lineage: Eukaryota; Fungi; Basidiomycota; Pucciniomycetes; Pucciniales; Pucciniaceae
Exons: 11
Coding region: 103-1851 (582 amino acids)
Biological process (GO): cellular response to nitrogen starvation; autophagy; late endosome to vacuole transport
Cellular component (GO): phosphatidylinositol 3-kinase complex, class III, type II; phagophore assembly site; phosphatidylinositol 3-kinase complex, class III, type I
Source: RefSeq, a predicted model, not a curated record
AUAGAUGCUGGGUCGCGCUUCACCAACACAGAUAUCUGUGAAGAAACAAACAGGGAAUACAUACUUGGUUUAUAAGGAACUAUUUAUUCGGUUCCCCUGAACAUGAAUGUCUGUGUUGAUGAAGAUGAGGUGGCCGGCCAAGCUCAGGUUGUGCGCCUUCGGUCGUUUUUGAUCUCGGUCGGGGACUUGUCCAUGGACCCCCCGGUGCCCUCGAGCCUUGAGUGCUGUUCCUCUCGAGAUUUCCCUGUGACCAACUUCAACCCCCAACAGCUCGAGCGAAAAAAAAUUCCGUGUUACUUGGCCAGUCAACUAGAAUCGAUCAUGUUCGGAGAUGGAGAUGGUGGAAUCCAGCAUGCUUGCCAAAGAUGCAAACAGCCACUGCGAAUGGAGGAAUCGUUUGCCGACCUGGCCCCAUCAGCUUACGAUCUCAACAUGUCAUCCCUGUCGGACCGUAGCGGCAGUAUGGUAUAUCUGAAAUCACACCAAAAUGAUCCACCUCUUCGCAAUCAGCAGCUUACAUCCAGACCGAAUCAUGCCACCCUUCAUCCGAAUUCCAAUAGGGGUCGCGUGCCUCCGCAACCAAACCAACCACCGCACUUCCGAGCGAACAAUCCUGCACGAUUGCCAACCUCCUCAAGCUUAUCAACUAACAGAGAUUCUCCAUCAAGCCAGUCUACUGUAAGUAGUCAUCACCCUGGGCCUGCCGAAAGCUUUGUGGUCCUGUCAGAAAGCACAUUAGGAGCUGCACGCGCUCAGCCAGAUCUUCAGGGUGAUCAUUCACCGUCACCGAAACCACAAGAUCAGUCUCAAGCUAGCUCAGUCAGACAUCCUUCACCAAACAUCAACAAUCGCGUCUUUAAACUAGCCGAACUUCUUUCAGGCAAUCCUGCCAAUUUCCAACAUCCGCUCUGUACCGAGUGCACCGACAAACUACUGGAGUGGAUGCACAAUCAACUUCAAUCGGCCAAAUCUAACAGAGACCGUUAUGCAAUCUUCGAACGAGAACUCAAUCGAGAAAAAAGCGCAGCCGCCGAAGGAUCCUACGAAAGCUGUAAGAAGAUCAAACAAGACAUUGAGGAACUGAAAAUUAGAGAAUCUGUAGCUGUUCAAAAGCUGAGACAAACGGAGUCAGAAUGUGAAAAGUUCGAGGCGGAAUUACGAGAGAUUGAAAGACUGGAAUCCGAACAGGAUAAAGAGGAAGAACAGUUUUGGGAUGAUUACAACCAAUAUUUACUUGAAUCUGAAGAAAUUCAAUCUCAAUUGGAUUCAGUCACCACCCGAUAUCGCAAUGAUCAAAAUGAAUUGGCCAAACUCAAAGCGACCAACGUCUAUAAGGAUGCAUUUUGCAUUGGAUGUGAAACAGGGGUGGGUACCAUUAAUGGCUUACGAUUAGGGAGGCUGACCGAUGUUCCGGUUGAAUGGGUGGAGAUCAAUGCGGCUUGGGGCCAUACCGCUCUAUUGCUCCAGACCCUGUGCAAGCGGAUGAAGUUCACUCUUGAUGGAUACCGCUUGAUACCAAUGGGUUCAUUUUCACGGAUCGAACGCACGAAAGGUGACAAAUCAUGUCUAGAACUGUUUGGAUCAGACGAUUUUGCAUUGGCUCGAAUGCUACACAAUCGACGGUUUGAUAACGCGAUGGUAGACUUUCUGGAGUGUUUGAGACAGGUAUCGGAGGAAGUAAUCAGGCGAAACCCUCAGACAAAGAUCCCCUUUCGUGUUCACAAGGACAAGAUUGGGGAGGCCUCUAUCAAACUGUCCUUCUCCUCAGAUGAAGCUUGGACGAGUGCACUCAGACACGUCCUAUUCACAUUGAAAAUCAUGAAUGCGGCAUUGGAUCAUAUAUCAAAUUGAAAAUUGAUAGAUUAUUUAGUAAUCUGUAUUUAUAGAUCACUAGUAUAUGCCCCCAAAUUUGGGGAGGCUGCUUGUUUUUGCCCCGGAUGUUGGGUUCUACUCGAUGACCUAUGGGGUUUUCUUGAGUUGGACACCUGUCUGCCUCGGUCUAAUGCUGGCGUCGACAAAUCCAACAAAUGUGAAUUGGAGGUUGACAGGCGUUAGAUUGCAUGACAGUUUGUUUGGGCCUCUGAGGCUAUUUUUUUAGUUAUAUGUAGAUAGUGAUUGAAUUAAUCAAUUUUAAUCAUGUGUAUUUGAAGCUUAUUGGAGAAAUACCCCGCUACUUAUGCGACUUUGAAAAAAC